Messenger RNA from Suncus etruscus (white-toothed pygmy shrew), 2450 nucleotides. It is a transcript of the gene DNAJC14, whose product is annotated as DnaJ heat shock protein family (Hsp40) member C14. NCBI's taxonomy places the organism in Eukaryota, Metazoa, Chordata, Mammalia, Eulipotyphla, Soricidae. Gene Ontology annotation, molecular function: dopamine receptor binding. Bases 189 to 2321 code for a protein of 710 amino acids. The record is from RefSeq and is a predicted model, not a curated record. The transcript is spliced from 7 exons.
GUUUGAGGAGGCGGAGCCGGGGGAGCUGCUCCAGCGGCUCCCCCGGACCCCGAUCUCAGCUUGCCUGAGGGGGAGGAGUUCCCGUCGCUCUCGGGGAACGUUCCCUUCACCCAUCUCGAAGGUAGCCGACUUCCUGCCCUCAUCAUGGCUGUGACCUAAAGCCCCUCGCAGGAAGAGGCCCCGGGGUCAUGGCCCAGAAGCACCCCGCAGAAAGAGGGUUGUGUGGAGCCCACCCCAGUGGUGGGACUUCUGCCCUCAGGACUUUCGGAUCUUCCGUGGACCCGGACAUUGUUGCUUUCUCAGGACUCCGAGACUCAGGGGGGUCUGCUGCUAAUAAUGGUACCCGCUGUCCCCUCCAAGAACACCCCAGGCCUAAGUAUGCAGAGCCCCCCAAUCCAGCCCAUUGGUCGGAUCCAAGCCAUGGCUCUCCGAGAGGUCCGGGCCCUCCGAGGGCUGGAGAGGACCCUAAGCAGGUUGGGGCAUGUGCAGAAGAUGAAGAAGAAGCAACAGCAGGAGUGGACCAGGAACUCUUCUCCAGGGAAACUGAAGUCCAGCACCACCAGGAGCGUGCAGAUCCUUCUUUUCUUUCCAUCUCAUCUGAUUGCAACUGCCGAGGAGUCUCAGAAGGAUCGAACACCCAGGGAAGGGAGAGCUUGUCUAGCAGCUUUUGCCACCACUGCAUCUCUCCAGCUUUGGAGGAAGAUGAAGAGUUGGAAGAGAAAGAUGAUGCUGAGGAACCCCUCAAGUUCCCCAGUGAUCUUUCCCGGGAACCCACUGGAAAGAAACCUCCAGCCCGGAGACAGCGGCAUCGCUUUCCAGCCAAGGAGGAUACAAGGGAGGGUGGACGCAGGGACCCCAGGUCUCCUGGCAGACAUCGACUGGGCAGGAAACGAAGUCAGGGAGAGAAACGCAGAAGCCUGGCGUUAUGGGGAGCUGAGGAACUGUGUCAGCUUGGCCAGGCAGGCUUCUGGUGGCUGAUCGAACUACUGGUCUUGGUGGGAGAGUAUGUGGAGACGUGUGGCCAUCUGAUCUAUGCAUGCAGGCAGCUGAAAGGCAGCGAUCUGGAUUUUGUUCGAGUCUGGGUUGGGGUCUGGGCAGGACGUCUUGGAGGCUGGGCCCAGAUAGUGUUCUAUUUUCUGAGCCAGGGAUUUUACUUUGGGACAGGACUCUUUGGCCGCUUCCUCAGACUAGUGGGUGCAUUGUUGCUCCUGGCUCUGGCCCUCUUGUUGGGUUGUCUGCAGUUGAGCUGGCAGUUUCUCUUGGGGUUGGGUGACCGCUUAGGUUGGAAAGCUAAAGCCAUCUGGGUCUUCUCUUGGCUGGAUUCUCCUACCUUGCAGCGUUGCUUGAUUCUGUUGAGGGAAAGCAGGCUGUGGCAACUGCUGGUAAGAAUAGUUCAGUGGGGUUGGCUGGAAUUUCCUUGGGUAAAGCAGAGAAUCAAUAGACAGGGGACUGUACCUACAGCAAGUAAUCGUUACUACCAGCCUGAAGAGGAAGUGGCUCGACUCUUGACUCUGGCUGAGGUUCCUGAAGAUGAGUUAAACCCUUUCCAUGUGUUGGGGGUUGAAGCCACAGCGUCAGAUGUUGAACUGAAAAAGGCCUAUAGGCAGCUUGCAGUGAUGGUUCAUCCUGACAAAAAUCACCAUCCCCGGGCUGAGGAGGCCUUUAAGGUUUUGCGGGCAGCUUGGGACAUUGUCAGCAACCCUGAGAAGCGGAAGGAAUAUGAGAUGAAACAAAUGGCAGAGAAUGAAUUGAGCCGUUCAGUGAAUGAGUUUCUUUCCAAGCUGCAAGAUGACCUCAAGGAAGCAAUGAAUACUAUGAUGUGCAGCCGAUGCCAGGGGAAGCAUAGGAGGUUUGAAAUGGACCGAGAAGCUAAGAAUGCCAGAUACUGUGCUGAGUGUAAUAAAUUGCAUCCUGCUGAGGAGGGAGAUUUUUGGGCAGAGUCAAGCAUAUUUGGCCUCAAGAUCACCUACUUUGCACUGAUGGAUGGAAAGGUCUAUGAUAUCACAGAAUGGGCUGGAUGCCAGCGUGUGGGAAUAUCCCCAGAUACCCACAGAGUCCCCUAUCACAUUUCAUUUGGUUCUCGGCUGCCAGGCACCAGUGGGCGGCAAAGAGCGACUCCAGAUGCACCUCCUGCUGACCUUCAGGAUUUCUUGAGUCGGAUCUUUCAAGUACCCCCAGGUCAAAUGUCCAAUGGGAACUUCUUUGCAGCUCCUCAGCCUGGCGCUAGCCCCACUACACCUUCCAAGCCCAAUAGCACCGUACCCAAGGGAGAAGCCAAACCGAAGAGGCGGAAGAAAGUGAGGAGGCCCUUCCAACAUUGAUAUCCCAUCUCUUUCUUCCUCAAAUCAAUGUCAGGGAGUCCAAAUCCAAAGGGCUGUAUACAGCACAGGAUGGAGUUGAUUUGUUUAUUUUUAAAUAUUUAAAAAAAAAACGGGAAAAUUUUAAGCUCA